Brassica rapa (field mustard) is the source of this 2430-nucleotide messenger RNA. RefSeq lists its product as uncharacterized. NCBI's taxonomy places the organism in Eukaryota, Viridiplantae, Streptophyta, Magnoliopsida, Brassicales, Brassicaceae. Gene Ontology annotation, biological process: regulation of defense response to fungus. The record is from RefSeq and is a predicted model, not a curated record.
GAAUCCCAAGAAAGAGACGAUUCAUCCCUUUUUUAUACAACUUCGAGAAGGAAGGAAGAAGAGCCCUUUUGACUUUCACUUCUUCUGAAAUAUUCAACACAAAAAAAAAAAAGAGAGCCUUUUGAAAAUUGGUUGAGGAUUAAAAGAGCUUUGGUGUUUUUAUUGAUUCUCGUUUGCAUUUAUUUCAAUCAUCAAAACCCGUCUCCUCACCUAACUAACUGCAGCAACGCCAUCCUUCAAGUUAAAGCUGUCGCCUUUCGAUUAUAAUCGGAGAAGCUGAUGAGGUCACGAGGUGACCAAGUAGAUGUUCGAUCAGAUGCUGGCUCGUCAAAAGAAACAACAAAUUCACGACAUGGGUCUCAGAGAUCCGGCAAAAGCCAAGACCUUGUUGAACCAAACAGCAACCCAAUUGAGUACACAGAGCGAGAACGAGCUGAGCUUCUUAGAAGGUUAGACUCAAUCAAAGACCAUCUCCUUCGUGGUGGUGUUGGUGGUGCACUUAACGAGAAUCAGCAGUUACUCAGACCAGUUCAUGUCCGUGCUCCUAGUCAUAGUCCUGCACCUUCUUAUUACCACCACCACCAACGUCCUUAUCCUUACCCUCCUCAACCUCAAGGCUAUCAUCAUCAUCAAGACCCUUUUAGAAGACCACCUUCAUUUCAAGGCUACCCUGGAGGUCAAUAUGCUGAUGUAGUUGACCCGCAUUCAUACUUUCCAGCUACUCCCAGUAGGUACGGUGACAUGAUGCCUCCUUACAGCCCUGUUUCUUCUCACCAGAGACUCUACACUACACCUGUUCACACCUACAACAACAGUCUUAGUUUCCCUUCUUCAAUGAGCUCUCCUGGUCCUCGCGGUGGUGGUUACGCUAGGUGCCCUAGUGAUCUUGAUUCUGAAACGGGCGGUGGUGGUGCUUUCCCUCGUGGGUAUGUUAAGAAAGCUGUUUCGGAGAGUGAUGAUGCUCGUCGUUGCCAUCCUCUUGCUGGUGGUGCUCCUUUUAUAGCUUGUCGUAGUUGCUUUGAGCUGUUGUACUUGCCUAAGAAGAAGCUUCUGGCUCAGGAGAGGCUGCAUAAGCUUCAAUGUGGUGCUUGCUCUGAAGUCACUAGUUUCUCAAUCGUCGAUAAGAAACUCGUUUUCACAACAACAGAACCGGUCUCUGUUGAAGAUAGAAGCACAACAAACACAGUUGUGGUAGAAGAACCUGUACAAGAACUUAAGAAUCAAGGUGACACUACGAGAAGCACCCGGUCUGAAUCUCAACACUCAGAUGAUGAAGAAAGCUCGAGUGUCUCUAGUGAACAACAACAGAAAGAGGUCAAGUCUGUUCGUAGACGAGCUAAAGACUCAAAAGCGUCAGAACCUGCUGCUGCUGCUGCUCCUGAGAGUGCAAGUCUUCUUGAACUUUUUGAGCAUUCUAAUGUAAACAGAGCUGCGCUCGCUUAUGGGAUGGCAGAGUUAGGUUAUAUCAAGCCAGAUAAGCAAGAAGUUUUCAUGAAACAAGACUCGGUAAAGCCUGAAUCAAUAGUAGCUACAGAGACUGAGGUUUCUUACAACGGAUACACUAACACAACCGAGAUUUCUGAGGAUUCAAACGGAAGAGAAGACAAGAACAGAACAAGAAAUCCAAACGAAGAUGGAGGAAAGUCAAUAGAGGUUUGGGUCAAUGGACAUCUUAUACCAGAAGAUCUAGUUAGCAGUGCUGAGAAGUUAGCUGGACCAAUCCAAGCUGGAAAGUAUUGGUAUGACUACAGAGCUGGUUUCUGGGGUGUAAUGGGCAAACCUUGUCUCGGUAUAAUACCUCCAUUUAUUGAGGAGUUUAGCCAUCCAAUGCCAGAUAGUUGCGCUGCAGGAAACACAGAAGUGUAUGUGAAUGGAAGAGAGCUUCACAAGAGAGACUUGGAGUUACUAGUGGGUCGUGGUCUUCCUCGUGACAAGAACCGUUCUUACAUCCUUGAUAUCACUGGAAGAAUCCUUGAUGGAGACUCAGGGGAAGAACUUAAAAGCCUUGGCAGAUUAGCCCCAACGAUUCAGAAGACGAAGCAUGGAUUUGGCAUGAGAGUUCCAAGGUCAUUAGCUUCAUGAUAAGUGAAACAACACAACCAAAUGAUACUGAUAAUGCGGUUUCAGUCUUCAUGUCAUUUGUUUGGUUUUUAUAAAUGUAAAGUGUGCUUUUUUUACUCACUACAUCGGUUAGAAUUUGAGUUUAUCUUUUUAAAUGGGUUAGAAUUUUAUUCUUUUUUUUUCUUAUUAUUUUCUUUUGUCAGUAUCCUGGAUGGGUUGGGGUGUUAUGAUUGUAAAUGAACCGGGUUAUGCCGGUACAAGGUUUGUAAUGUUUCUUCUUCUUCCAAGCAGACAAAACCGGUUUGUGAUUAUUGGUCGUAAGUCGUAACUGGUUAUAGAUUUUGUGGAAUGAAAUAGUUUGCCUACCAA